CCAGGAGUUUGUGUGGACACGAAUAUCAGUAAACUUGAUUGGGGCAAAAAUGUAACCAUUCAACUCUUCCGCUACCUUAUCUUCUUUCCCUCUUCUAACGCGAACGAACACAAAUGAGCUAUGUUUUCUUCUCUCCUCUUCACCAUCCCUGCUUCUCACCUUCAUCAUCUACCAUCGCAAAGCCAUCGAAGAAAAAAAGACCACCAGUGCGACACCAUCGGAGAAGACGGCGACCACCAGUACGACGUCGACGAAAAAGUGACGGCGACGGUCUGCUACACAGACAGGAGCUUCAUCUUCACCUUCUUCGCAACUUCUCUUCUUCGUCUAUGUUCAAUAGCUUCACAUCUAUGAUUGAUUUCAGAUCUGUGAUGGCGAUUCAGAUCUGUGGUCUUCAUUUUGCAGGGACCGAUUCCGGUUGUGACAGUCUAUGAAGCACGGAUACUUCGCUAGGGUAGCGUAUCGGCGUAUCCGAUACGUUCCCGUAUCCGAUACUCUAGGAUACCCGUACCGUACGUUCCCGGGCCGUAUCUGCAAUUUUUAAAAGUUUCCAUUUUUUUUUGUAAUUUUUUGAAAGUUUCCGAUACUCGUAUCCUGACGGAUACCCGUAUCAACUUUAAAAAAAAAUCCCAAAAUUUACUUAAUAAAAUUCUAAAAAAAUAAAAAUCUAAAACUACAUUUUAUUUGGUAAUCAAAUAAUGGGCCUAUAUGGCUAUAUCCGAAUUAAGUCAUUAACUCAUACUCCGAAUUGGAU
Molecule: messenger RNA, 754 nt
Organism: Cuscuta epithymum
Lineage: Eukaryota; Viridiplantae; Streptophyta; Magnoliopsida; Solanales; Convolvulaceae
Source: the annotation of a GenBank genome assembly